This is a messenger RNA of Sinocyclocheilus anshuiensis, 855 nucleotides long. RefSeq lists its product as uncharacterized. The transcript is spliced from 4 exons. The coding region runs from base 1 to 855 and encodes 284 amino acids. The record is from RefSeq and is a predicted model, not a curated record. NCBI's taxonomy places the organism in Eukaryota, Metazoa, Chordata, Actinopteri, Cypriniformes, Cyprinidae.
AUGGUCCAGGAAGAAUAUCCUUGGAGGGUCGCACAGACCUCCAUGUGCAAGCCAGUGGUUCCCUUACUGCUGUUAGGCACCGGGAUGAAAUCUUCAGAGCCGCUGUCAGAACUUAUGCUGGUGCAGUGGGCCCUGGGUUCCUCCUGCAUCCGAAGCUGCCAAGUAGCACCACAGGCUGUCCAGGAGCUCACUGAUGCCCUGAUCCAGGUCUGGCAGGAGAUCCCACAGAUAGUGCUGGGCCGUUAUUUCCUACAAGCUGUUGCUGAGAAUUACGGAUUUCCACAAAGAGUUCGCAUUGACCAUGGAACUGAAAAUGCGUAUUUAGCAGAUAUGCAGACAUUCUUCAGAGACACUGCGAGUGCAGAAUAUGUCACUCUUGGUCCAAGCACUGGGAACCAGAGAACUGAACGAUGGUGGUCCACUUUGAGAAGCCUGUGCAUACAACUUUGGAUGGAUCAUUUGGAACAGCUAAAAGAAGAUGGAAACUUUGUUGAUACUUUCAUUGCCAAAUAUCUCUACCAGUUUUGCUUCCAACAUUUUAUACAGGAAGAGCUUGAUGAAAUAGUCAGUGCCUGGAAUUGCCACAGGAUACGGCCAACUCACAACCCACGUGCUCCCAGUGGUCGACCUUCAAUAAUGUUUGCUGUUCCCAGCUUAUAUGGAGUGCAGAAUUUCUUGCAUCCAACUGAACAAUCAAAACCGAGCAUUUGCCAAGAGGAGUGUUUAUUUAAAGACUACCCUUGUGAUGAGGAUGUCUUUCAACUGUGUGUAGAACUCAUGGCUGAGCAUAACCUUGUCAUGUCAGAUGAUGUUUAUGAAAUUACAGACCUUUACCUCCAACUUCGUCAACUGUAG